AUGGUUGAUGAUAAAAAUCUUGCGACUACAACUGGUAGUUUGACAUGGAAACAAAAGAUGAUUGGUCGAGUGAGUUUUAUUGUUGUUGUGCUGGUUAUUUGUUCUGCUACCAUCAUUCUUCCACCUAUAUUCUUGCAUGUACUUCGUCAAAAUUCAUCAAGUUCUUCAAGUGUGACGAAUUUGUUUGUAUCUGCUUGCUCAUCAGAAACAUGUAUUGGUAAGGAGACACAAUAUCGUACAUCAAUUAUCACUGCUUUAUACCCUUUUGAUGGAAAUACGAAUGAUCUUAGUGGACAUUUUCUUGGAGUCGCUUAUGGCUUACCUAUACCAGGAUAUGCUACUGCUACGAAUUAUAUCCGUCAAUCAAUUGAUUUGGAUCCAACCAAUCAACAGUAUAUUCGUAUCUCACAUAUCAACUUGAACCAGCAAAGUUUUACUAUUCAGUUAUGGUUUCUUAUACGAUCUUCUGCAAGUUUAGUUGAUUUUGGUAUAUUUAGUCAAUGUGAUUCAGAUUUAAUUUGUUUGUCAAUAAGUAUUCGCAAUUUCCGUGUGACAUUAUCGUUCGAUUCCAUGCGCAGUAAUGUGAGCACAUUGUUUGGAGGAUCAAUACUUUUAAGAAGUUACUGGUAUCAUAUAACUGUUGUUUACGAUGCUGUACUUUGUCAACAAUUGAUUUAUAUUAAUGGCAAAAUCGAUGCUAUUGCGAAUGGUGUCACGCCAUAUCAAGGAACAUCACUUGGUGCUACUACCUAUAUUGGACUGAGUUCUUCAAUCGAUUAUCCGUUAUCAUAUUUCCAUGGAUUUAUUGAUCAUUUUACAAUAUCAGCUGGUGUUGCUCGAACUGCGUGUCAAAUAUACAACGAUGCUACACUCAUUGCAUAUUAUCCGUUCGAUACAACAGACACAUUACUCGAUCGUAGUGUUAAUUUGAUUCAUGGUAUUUCGUUUGAUUUAACGACGGUUUCGUCAGGUCGACUUCAACAAGCGAUCUCUUUUAAAGUCAAUACAAGUUAUUUUCAAGCACAAUGUUUCCCAACAAUACGUCCUACUAGUGUACCUGUAUCUGUUUCUCUCUGGGUGAAUCCGACGAUGAUUAUUGGUGGCGGUUCAUUGGUCCAUGUAUCAACUCUUCAAAAUGGUACUGGAUCUAUUUGUUACGAUCUUCUAGGCUUUACAGCUGCUGGCAUGCUACUGGGUCAAUUAAUGACAAGCCCGACAACUCUUAUCAAUACUCAAGGUGUAUUAUUGCCGUUGAAUACUUGGACUCAUGUAGCCGUUGUUUAUUCAAGCACAAAUGGCUUUCGUCUAUUUAUCAAUGGACAAUUAACUGAUGCUGUAUCAGGAUCGAUUACUACUAAUCAAUUCAGUCUGUAUAUCACGCUUGGUAAUAACAGUCCAAGACUUUCUACAUCCAGUUCUAGUUGUGUGUCAUCACCUAUCGUUGCUGGUCCAUAUCAUGGUGCUAUCGAUGAAUUUCGAGUAUAUAAUCGAGAAUUAGAUGCUCAAGAACUUUGCGUACUUGCCAAUAUUUAA
This is a messenger RNA of Rotaria sp. Silwood1, 1533 nucleotides long. The record is from the annotation of a GenBank genome assembly. NCBI's taxonomy places the organism in Eukaryota, Metazoa, Rotifera, Eurotatoria, Philodinida, Philodinidae.